AUGUCACGUAAAAACGAUCGAGCGAAAAAGACUGAGCUUGCAGAGAAGGUAAAAGAGAUACAAAUGCGACAGAAAAACUGGUUUAAAGAACGUGAAGCACAUUUGGAAGGAAAAAGGAACUCUCCUCCUGUCAAAGACCUAACCGACAAUAGAACAUCCAAGAAGGAGGAUCAAAAUCUUUCGACUAAAAGUAGAACUGGAACAGGUGAAUUUCAUCUUCAAGAUAAACCAAGAGUAUCUGAGAAAUCUGUUGCUGCAUUAGGUAGUAGAGUACAACCUAAGGGGAAAUUCAAACACUGGUUAGAAGCCAGAGAGUUGAAGAAAGGAAAAGAUGAAGAGUUGGAUGAGAACAGAGAAUCUGUUAAUAUUCUAAGAGUAUCCAGUUCCAGAAGCCCUGAAUUUGCUAGUCCAGAGUCUGAUUACUAUGACAAUCCAAGGACCACAGGUUCCUCACAGGGAGAACCAUACAGGACUUUUAGUGAGAGGACAGGGAGGGAAGCCAUGAAUACGUUGAUGUCCCACCAGGAUUUUGAUGCUCUAGCAGACAGUAUUGUAGCCAGGGUCAGACAGGGUAUUAACAUGGACAGUCGUUCUGGAGAGGAUACACAUGUCUGGCCAAAAGGCAUAACUCCUACGCAAUCAUCUGUCCAGAACAGGGGCCUAAAAGGUCACAGAGAGGCCAAAACAAGAGAUAGAAAUGUUCAUAAAGAUGUUGAUACAUCAAGUCAUCACUGCCCUUGUUGUCGACAUCUGAUGUUGCCACCAAGUAAUGCACCCUUAAUCAACAUCCCAUGUGGCCAUAGUGUCUGUGAGAAAUGUUGUGAGAGGACUGAGCUCUGUCCAUCAUGUCAUUGUCAUGUGACCACAAAGACAUGUAACUUAAUGCUGCUACAGAUUAUUCAAGGAUACCACAAGGAAAAGUCUAGAAGAAAUGAGCUCAAUCAUGCAACAAAGUCAUACAGUCCAGAGAACUACAAUGAGAAACAUUCUUUGAGUUCUAAAUCAUACAGAGAACAGCAGGAGAACUUGAUAGCCCGACAGGAUGUGAUGCUAACCGAGGCUGAAAGCAUAAAAGGCAAAAUGGAAAAACUAUCAGAUCAAAUACAUAGGCAACAGCGACAGGUACAAAGUAUUUCCCAGGAAGAAACUAAGAUAAGAAAGCAGAUAAAAGAGUUAGAAGACAAGUUACAACAGCUGACAUCACACAGGGAGGCAUAUUCCCAGGAACAGGAUCAGCUUCAGGGAAAGUACAACUCUGAAGCCAACAGACUGAAUCUAAUAAAGGAAACACUUUUAACACUGGAAAUAGAGAUAGAGAAGGUUCAGCUGCUUGCAGAGGAAAGGUGAUUGAUAGACUUGUGUUCCAGAUGACCAUUCUAAAUAACAGAAAUAUAGUGUGACAGUGUUCCUGAGAGUUA
This is a messenger RNA of Ylistrum balloti, 1418 nucleotides long. RefSeq lists its product as uncharacterized. Lineage: Eukaryota; Metazoa; Mollusca; Bivalvia; Pectinida; Pectinidae. The record is from RefSeq and is a predicted model, not a curated record. The coding region runs from base 1 to 1347 and encodes 448 amino acids. The transcript has 6 exons.